AUGGCUGUUAAGAGUCACAUAUGUCUGCUGGGACUCAUCAUUCUCUGCUCACCAUUCACAGGUGUUACUGGAGAGACUCAUGUGUUCAGUAGUUCUGGUGAAAAUGUCGCUCUGCCCUGUAAUAAUGCUCAUACUAACUGCACCUCAACUUAUUGGAUCUACAGCAAACAUAGUUCAUCAGCUGCAGUAGAACUGAUUGCUAACGGAAUAAAGAAGAAAAACAUAGAGAGAACUGAGAGACAGAGUCUGGGGUCUGACUGCUCUCUGAACAUCUAUAAAACAACAGAAGAAGAUCAUGGACAAUACACCUGCAGACAAUAUGUGAAUGGACAACAACAUGGAACUGAUGCACAGAUUUUUCUACAUGUUCUUCAUGUCUUUUCAUCAUCCACACAGACUGAGAUGAGAUCAGGCAGCUCUGUGACCCUCAUCUGUCAGUUGGUUACAUUUGAUAACACUUGUGAUGGUUUGAUCCGUAUUGAGUAUCUUCAGCUGUUCUGGGUGAAUCAGGCUGAUGUUAAUCUACAGACAGACUCCAGAUAUCAGAUUUCAGCAUCAGGACAAUGUAUCAUCACUCUGACUACAACACUCCUGAAUGAAGACAACACAGAAUUGAGAUGUUUGGUUAAAAUGAAGAAUGAGAUUAAGACCUCAGUCAGCUAUACUGUCAAGUUUAAGGCAUCAACUACACCAACAAUCAAGCCAACAUCUAAAAUAACUUCUAGUCCUACUGCAUCAUUACCUGCUGUGAGUUUAGUGGUUUCAGUGAUUAUUAAGAUCACAGCAUUCGCUGCUCCUACUGUAAUUCUUCUUAAUAUCAUCUGUACAGGAAGAGCUGAAAACAGAAGGACCCAGACCACCUAGAAUUCACACCGAUAAAACACUCUCUUGGCAAAUAGCAACAUUACUGUAGGUGUUUUUAUACAUUUACAUUUUUUUCUGAUGGCUUAAGAACAUUUUUUUGAAACUAUUGACUAUUUUUGCAAAAUUCUACACACAAGUAAGAAAAGUGUUCACCAAAUCUGCAAAACAUUGUAGUUCUCUUGCAAAAGCCAAUAAACCUUGCUUAACUCUUGAAACCUUUGUAAUAAUGGUAUUUUCGUAUAAAAACAAUUAACAAAAGCCAUCACAUUAAU
Messenger RNA from Paramisgurnus dabryanus, 1136 nucleotides. The record is from RefSeq and is a predicted model, not a curated record. Lineage: Eukaryota; Metazoa; Chordata; Actinopteri; Cypriniformes; Cobitidae.